UGUCACUUCCGUUUCUCCGAGAGAGAGGGGCAAUACCGGUUUGACUUUCCAGCGAAGAACCGUGAGAGCGUAUUUUCGGAUGCGAUUUCUUUAUCUAGGGUUUUUACAUCUAGUUUGUUUAUAUUCUGAUGCUUCUAUUCAGAUCAGCAAUUGCGUGAUUCUAAUUUCGACGAAUUUUCGGCCUGAUCUGUUUCUCGCGCGGCGUUUUCCUUCCAUUCCUUGCCUUGAACCUCUGCUUCGAGAUCUAAGCGUUUCGCCUUCCGGCAUUCGCAGCCCUGCCGUCGUCGCUUCUUCCCUUUUCGUCUGGGCUUCCCUUUUUGCAGCUCGCACUCUCUAGAUAUAGUCGAAGAAAGCUAUUCAGACGCUUUGAAGGAGUGCGAGGGAGGGCAGGUCCUUGGAUCGAGGAGCGAGAUGUGUGGGAUUUUUGCCUACUUGAAUUACAAUGUGGCGAGGGAGAGGCGGUACAUCCUGGAGGUUCUCUUCAAUGGUCUUCGGCGCCUCGAGUACAGGGGCUACGACUCUGCUGGGAUCGCCAUCGAUGCAGAUCUCCGUCCGCCAGUGACCAACGAGAAGAAGAGCGACUACGGCAGUGGGGAGGAAGAGAUGUUGCCACCGUACGAUUCACCGCCGCCCCUCGUCUUCCGUCAGGAGGGCAAAAUCGAGUCCCUCGUUAGAUCUGUCUACUUUGAGGUGGAUGCAAUGGAUCUAAAUUUAGAACAGUCUUUUCCUGUUCAUGCUGGAAUUGCUCACACUCGAUGGGCUACUCAUGGUGUGCCAUCUCCAAGAAAUAGUCAUCCACAAUCAUCAGAUGCAUGGAAUGAGUUCUUGGUUGUUCACAAUGGGAUCAUAACUAAUUAUGAGGUUCUAAAGGAAACACUUGUCCGUCAUGGCUUCACCUUUGAAUCAGAAACUGAUACAGAAGUUAUUCCAAAGCUUGCAAAGUUUGUAUUUGAUAAAGCUCGUGAGGAAGGCGAACAGACUGUCACAUUUAGUCAAGUUGUUACAGAAGUCAUGAGACAACUCGAAGGAGCCUUUGCGCUUAUAUUUAAAAGUGCACACUAUCCAAACGAAUUGAUUGCUUGUACACGUGGUAGCACCUUGAUCUUGGGUGUGAAAGAAUUAAUUGACGAUAAAGUUAGAGGAAAGUUAUUUCACGAUGUAAAAGAUCUCACAAAAGAUGAGAAGCCCAAAGAGCUCUUUUUCUCUAGUGACUUGUGUGCCAUUGUGGAACACACAAAAAAGUAUUUGGCUAUUGAAGAUAAUGAGGUUGUACACAUAAAGGAUGGUUGUGUAUCGAUACUGAAGUUUGAUUAUGGAAAAGAGAAGCCUGCAUCUGUACAACGGGCAUUAUCUGUGCUGGAGAUGGAAGUUGAGCAGAUAAAGAAAGGAAAUUAUGAUCAUUUUAUGCAGAAAGAAAUACAUGAACAGCCACAUUCAUUAACUACUACAAUGAGGGGAAGACUUAAAGAUAAUAGUGUUGUUUUGGGUGGACUCAAGGAACAUCUGAAAACAAUAAGACAUAGCAGAAGGAUCAUCUUCAUUGGCUGUGGUACAAGUUAUAAUGCAGCUUUAGCUGCAAGACCAUUAUUUGAAGAACUGUCUGGUAUCCCUGUGACCAUGGAACUGGCAAGUGAUUUACAGGACAGACAAGGUCCAAUUUAUAGGGAAGAUACAGCAGUUUUUGUCAGUCAGUCUGGAGAAACUGCUGAUACCCUCCUAGCUCUUGAAUAUGCAUUGGCAAAUGGGGCAUUAUGUGUUGGUGUAACAAAUACUGUGGGUAGUACAUUAGCUAGAAAAACACACUGUGGUAUUCACAUUAAUGCAGGAUGUGAGAUUGGUGUUGCUAGUACGAAGGCAUACACAAGUCAGAUAGUUGCUAUGGCUAUGAUGGCACUGGCUAUUGGAGCUGACAGAAUAUCAACUCAAGCAAGAAGACAAGCUAUAGUAGACGACCUUUCAAACCUACCAUAUAAAAUUUCAGAGGUUCUGAAACUUGAUGGUGAAAUGAGGGAUCUUGCUGAAUCUUUGAUAGACACACAGUCUCUCCUUGUGUUUGGAAGAGGAUACAACUAUGCGACUGCUUUAGAGGGUGCUUUAAAAGUAAAAGAAGUUGCACUCAUGCAUAGUGAGGGCAUGCUUGCUGGUGAAAUGAAACAUGGUCCACUGGCUUUAGUGGAUGAGACACUUCCCAUCAUUGUCAUUGCCACACGUGAUGGUUGCUUCAGUAAGCAACAAUCAGUAAUUCAACAACUUCAUGCACGGAAAGGGCGUCUGAUAGUAAUGUGCUCAGAGGGAGAUGCAUCAUCUGUGAGACCUGUAGAAUCUUGCAAAGUUAUUGAAGUACCUCAAGUUGCUGAUUGCUUACAACCAGUUAUUAACAUAAUUCCUUUGCAGCUUCUAGCAUACCAUCUAACAGUUCAGCGUGGCUAUGAUGUCGAUCAACCAAGGAAUCUUGCAAAGAGCGUGACGACUCAAUGAAUGGAGGACAUAAUUUCUUUCAACUUCUUUUCUUGGACACCAUUGCAGAGUGUCAUUUUGACGUAGUAGGGAUGAGUGUUUUUGGUAUAUUGUAAAUUUCGACUCUGGAUUAUUUACCAUCCUCUUCAGUGUUUCUGCCAUCCUGCGUGUAAAAUAUGUCGAUCGCAAUGUAACAGAGUCGUUUGUUCAGUGAAGAAUGUGAUUUGUUUGGCUUUAC
This is a messenger RNA of Zingiber officinale, 2695 nucleotides long. Its product is annotated as glutamine--fructose-6-phosphate aminotransferase [isomerizing] 2-like. Gene Ontology annotation, molecular function: L-glutamine:D-fructose-6-phosphate transaminase (isomerizing) activity; carbohydrate derivative binding. Gene Ontology annotation, biological process: fructose 6-phosphate metabolic process; UDP-N-acetylglucosamine metabolic process; protein N-linked glycosylation. The transcript is spliced from 12 exons. Bases 412 to 2478 code for a protein of 688 amino acids. The record is from RefSeq and is a predicted model, not a curated record. Lineage: Eukaryota; Viridiplantae; Streptophyta; Magnoliopsida; Zingiberales; Zingiberaceae.